Molecule: messenger RNA, 1904 nt
Organism: Sitodiplosis mosellana (orange wheat blossom midge)
Lineage: Eukaryota; Metazoa; Arthropoda; Insecta; Diptera; Cecidomyiidae
Exons: 2
Coding region: 213-1574 (453 amino acids)
Biological process (GO): neurogenesis
Cellular component (GO): P-body; cytosol
Molecular function (GO): protein binding
Source: RefSeq, a predicted model, not a curated record
AUGUCAUUCAUUCUUUACCAUUGAAUACACAAUGACUCAUACAGUCGAUUAAAACAGCAUUUUCAAUCUACAAUUAUAGUGUUAAAAAGUGAUUUUUUGGUUUUUUCCCACAUAAAAUCGUUCAUAUCGUGGAAAAUAUUUCAAUCUUAAUUCCAUUCGGCUUCAUUGAAAUUAGCGACCAUUCAUCGCUUUCAUCUGAAAUCAUCGACAACAUGUCGGUAUCUAAGCAAACAACUGAUGAUUACAGCACCCAAGCGUUCCGGGGAAUUGGAAAGAAGUUGUAUUUAAGCACUGAAUGGGCCGACGUUCAUUUUGUUUUCGAGUCCAAAGAUGGUGAGGUCGAUCGAAUUCCGGCGCACAAGAUGUUGCUGGUUGCCGCGAGUAAAGUAUUUCUAAAGAUGUUCAAUGGGUCAUGGAAAGAGAAAGAAGAAGUAAAUAUUGUCGAUGCAUCAGCGGCCGCAUUUCGAGAGUUUCUACAAUUUUUCUACUUGGACCAUGUGAACUUGACCAUAGAAAAUGUGGCCAAAGUGCUGAAUCUCGGUCAAAUGUACGAUAUUGCCGAAUGUUUGUCGGUGUGUGGUGACUACUUGAAGAAUCAUCUCAACAAAAACAACGUGUGCUGGACCUACGAGCUGGCGAUACUCUUCGAUCACGUCGACUUAAUACAUUCAUGCGAAAAAAUCAUCGGCAUGGACACAAAUGAGGUGAUUACAUCGGCAGCUUUUAUAGCGACUGAUCGAAAAAUUGUACAACAAAUUUUGACGCUGAAUUGGUUCUCAUGCACCGAGGUUGAAUUGUUUGAAGCGUGUAUGGCUUGGAUUUUGGCGGACAGUAAUCAGAACACUUUGACCAAGGAACUGCGCGAUGAAUAUGCCGAUUUAUUCGAUGGGAUUCGCUUUGCGGCCAUGUCAUUGGAACAAUUUGCUGGCAUCACUCCAACGUAUCGCGAACUAUUUUCAUACGAUGAAUACGUCGAUAUCAUUCAAUUGAUCUCCAAUCGUGAAUACGAGCCCAAGUACUUCAAUUCAAACCGACAGAAGCGUGAUCUGAUUCCAUGGAAAGAUGACGAUGUGAUUCGAUGUGAUCGAUUAAUUUCGCAAUUUCAGCUGUGCAAACCAUACCAAAUCAAAAACACGGAAAAAACCAUCUUUACGACCAACAAACCAGUUUUACUGCGGGGAAUCCUAUGCGAUGGAAUUUACGAAUAUAAUUACGUGAGCAACAAGUACGACAUUCCACUUUCAUCACUCCAAACAUGGUUAACCGUCCUUGAAUCGCCCAUCGAUCUUGAUUCAGAUGAAAAUAAGACGCUUUACACUGAACAAGGUGCAUUACUGAACGGAAAAUGUGUAGUAAUAUCGAUGUCGAAACCAAUUCACAUUCGACCCGGGUUUAUGUACGAGAUUCGACUCGAACAAACAUCACCGUUUAAUUGCUGCAAUGGCGCCAUUUUGAAGCAUAAAGUUCACAUGGACCACGGCAUCACUAUCCAAUUCCAUCAAGAUCCAAUUUUUCUGGGCGAUCCAAAUGUUUCGAGAGGAUUGAUUUGUGCACUCGAUUUUUACAACUUUUGAAACUAAUGAAGGAAGGAUGGAGAGGGUCUCUGUCAGAGAGAUCACGAAUUAUGGUGGGACUAUACUGCGAUCAAACUGGAUGAAUCAUUCGAAUUGACAAUAGUAAUAAGGCAUCGUCACAAUGAAUAGAGAAACAAAAAAAUCAUGAACAAAAACAAACACAAAAAAUUGAUUUAAAAUGGCAUUGCAUGCCUUGAAUUAAAUUAGCCAAAAAUUAAGUCAGGAACAAAAAUGUCGAAACAGUAAAAAAAAGAACUAAGUCAUAAGCCACAUACUGCGUAUUUACAAAGAAAUCAAACUAUCCAUUAAAUCAUUUAAAAAUGACAUAAA